AUGCUAUUCAAGCAAUCAACCCGACACCUCGCGCUCGCGACGCGUAUCUCAUCACCCAUUCUAUCUGCUAUUCCCAGGCGAUCAUUCACAUCAACGCCUGCACAGCUUAACUCGGCGCAGGCGCAGCAGCCGAGCUCGUACAGGCAGGGGAUGUCCAACUACAAAACCUUCAUGGGAGCCUUCGGUAAGGUUUUCCUGGGUGCUGUGCUCACGUACCAGAUCAUUUACUGGACGUGGCUGAAGCUGGAGACGGAUGAGUCUAGAGUUGAGAAGAAUGAGGAAAUGGCUACCCUGGAGAAGAAGGCUCGGGAGUUGGCGGCUGCCAAGCAGAAGUGA
Messenger RNA from Penicillium subrubescens, 336 nucleotides. RefSeq lists its product as uncharacterized. The record is from RefSeq and is a predicted model, not a curated record. NCBI's taxonomy places the organism in Eukaryota, Fungi, Ascomycota, Eurotiomycetes, Eurotiales, Aspergillaceae. The coding region runs from base 1 to 336 and encodes 111 amino acids. The transcript is spliced from 3 exons.